AUGGAAGCAUCAAAGAAGGCUUCGAUGGCUUCGGACGAGCAGCCAGACAUUGCCGCGAGGGCGGACAGUGCCCACUUGCAUGCUCUGAUCCAUGGCCAGGACACGCGGAACUUGGCACAGUCGCUGGAGCAAGUCUCGCAUCACACCGGAGCGCUGAAGCGCAUGAUCUCGCCGCUCUCUCUCAUGGAGCCCGUCGGAGCUGGUCAGGAGCACCAUGACAUCGAACAAAAGAACCAGUCAAAGGUAGGCUCCUUUGCUGGCGCCUUGGCCUCUGCGCUCAUCAACCACAUGCUUAUGUUCGGCAUGUGCUGCUCCUAUGGGAUGAUUAUCUUCAGUGAGCAACGGAACGCAGCUCAUCGAGCUCUCGGCGUGAAAAUGUGCUUGGCGGCUUCCUUCAUCGGCGGUGGGUUGAUGUCUGUCUUUUCCGGCAUUCCGGUGGCCAUCGGCGGGACAGAUCUCAACCCUGCGGUGUUCUACGGCGACUGGGUGAUCGCCAUCUCCGAUGAUCUCACUCGUCAGCUGGGCCUCGAAGACUCUGCGAGCUACACGGAUACGUCUGGCAGAUUGCUGAAGAAGGAAGACCCCACCAAGUAUUUCUGCAAGGGUGACCAUCUUCUCGCUUAUCCUCAGGAGUGCGAGUCGUACCAUGCACAGCUCCGGGCGACAAUCAUCUUCUCAGUGGCCUUCUCGACCCUGUUGCUGGCCAUCGUCUGGACCGUCCUCGGCAAGCUGAAGCUGACCCGAUACGUCAGCUACAUGCCGUACAGCAUUUCCGAGGCCUUCCUGGCCUGUGUCGGCUACAAGGUGUUCUACUACGCGCUCAAGUUCUGUGAUUUCGACCCCAGGCAGUUCUUCACUGCCGCCUUCAUCGGAAUCGCCCUCUACUUCUGCAAGGCGCUUCACAUCGGGAAUCCCACCAUCAUGAUGCCUCUGGGCCUGCUGCUGCCUUUGGCCAUCUUCUGGGGGAUUGUGGCCGGGACAAACCAGACCCCUGAAACAGUGCGCGACGCAGGGUGGCUGUUUCCGGAAGUGCAGAACGAGCCCUUCUACCUUGUAUGGGUAGACAGCCUUGGGUCCCUCUCGAACAUCAACUUCAGCGCGUGGGUGACAACAUUGCCCAAUCUGGCUGUGUUCAUGGUCGUUUCGACCAUGGACUGUGUCCUCAAGCUCCACGCCACUGAAAGCAAGCUCCCUCUGAAGGUGUCCACUGAUAGCGAAGCAUUCAUCUUCGGCUGCUUCAACUACCUUCUCGCGUGCUGCGGUGCGGCGACCGGCUACAUGCAGCUGAAGUUCAAUGUCAUCAGCUAUGGAGUUAUGCGAAAUGCACAUGACCGCAGAGCUGGAAUGAUCUAUGCCAUGUUUUGCGGUGCAGCCUACUUCAGCACUGUGGAGCAUUUCAACUACCUUCCGAAGCUGUUCUUAAGUGCGCUUCUGUUCUUCGCUGGUGCUGGCUUUGUCACUGACAACAUGUGGGGAUCCAGAAAGUUCCUGCAUUUCAGUGAGUGGAUGGAGAUCGUUGUGAUUCUCAUCGUGUUCAUUGCGGCAGGCCAGCUGAUUUGGGCCGUCGUUGCGGGACUGGUUCUUUCUGGACUUGCCUUCAUCGGCAAGUACGCACGGGUGCCCUCCUUAGAUGGCCGUCCCAAGCGCGGAGACCAGGUGAUAACACGCGAGCGGCCCGUCGGUGAGGUCGGUCACCAGAGUUUCAUGCACAUCGCUUCUGCUUGGAUCCUGAUCGUGAACCUCAAGGGCUACGUCUUCUUCAGUUCUUGUGUGGCCGUCAUGCGGUCCGUGGAGGAGUAUUUCCAGCAGGAGGACAAGAAUCAGGUGCCUCCGUACAGAAGGCUCAAGUUCCUGCUCUUCGAUGGCUCGGCACUCGAUGGAAUGGAUGCCUCUGGAGCGAUGAGCAUGGCCAAGUUGACACGCAAGGCAAAACAGCGCGGAAUCCGCGUGAUCUGGUGCAACAUCAAGGAUGACUUGGCCGAGGAGCUGCGAGUGCGAAGCAUCCUGGCGUCCACGGAGGAUCGCUUCGAAGACUUGGACAAUGCGAUGACCCACCUGGAGAAGCGCAUUCUGAAGUACAAGAUGAACCAGCAGGACGAGUGGUUGAACCUCCACCCCGCCUUCCGGCGAGACAGGGCGCUGAUGCUGCAGCGCGUGAACUUCGAGCCCUUCAGGGAAGUCUUCUUGUCCGACGGAGCUCGGUUGGGCUGCCCUUGGCGCUACUGCAGCCGUUUGCCCAUCAAAGGUUUCAAGACCAUGUUGUGCGUGCCCGGCGACCAGCACAGACCGCUCUACCUAAUUCACUCUGGCGCCGUCGCCAUCCUUGACGAAGUUCCGGAUCAAGAUGCGAUCAUGGACGCGCACGCUAGCUGGAAGAAGCCGCGGGUCAUCCUCAGGCAGGGGUGGUUCGUGAACGAAAAGACGAUAUUCGGCCAGCCUUCUUCCAGCUUCGCCCUUGCCGUGGAAGAUGGAGAGGUCUUGUUUUGGACAGAAGAGCAAUGGUGGAAGAUGACCAACGAGCAUCCCCUGAUGAUGAUGGAGAUCUCGAAGGCCGUGAUGCGGCAGCAAGGCGAGCACCACUUCCAUCGACAACCUGAGAAGAAUCGACGGCCGUCGGAGUUAAGCAUGGAAGACAUCGAUACGGACGUGCUCAUGAGACGCGAGGUGUCCCCAUCAGAUGUGCAGCCCACAGAAGUAGAAGACUCGGAAGAGGAGGAGCUGAUGAUUCCGUCAGAAAAUCCGGAGGACCUGCCGCCGACAACGUACACCUCCAAUGCCUCCCUUGGCUCUUACCAAUACAACGGUGUCACCCGCUUCAACAAGUCCGUGCUGUGCAGCCCCAUUGACCUGGGAGAAGCCUUCGAGCGGGAUGAGUUGAAAAGGCUGCCACAGUUGCAGACGAGGAUCAUGGAGCUGCACUUUGCUCGCGCCCUGGGUGAACAAGGUUUUUUCAGGAGCGCCGGUGAUGCUGACUACCUCCCUGAGCUGCCAAAGACCUUCGGCCUUAUUCUGCAGAGUGUCGAAUACGAAAGUGCAGAAGCCUCGCAUGAUCGAAUUACGGUUGCCGUUUCGUACCAAGAAACCAUGACUUUUUCAGGCUAG
Symbiodinium sp. CCMP2456 is the source of this 3102-nucleotide messenger RNA. The record is from the annotation of a GenBank genome assembly. Lineage: Eukaryota; Dinophyceae; Suessiales; Symbiodiniaceae.